Messenger RNA from Penicillium daleae, 2703 nucleotides. RefSeq lists its product as uncharacterized. NCBI's taxonomy places the organism in Eukaryota, Fungi, Ascomycota, Eurotiomycetes, Eurotiales, Aspergillaceae. The record is from RefSeq and is a predicted model, not a curated record. The transcript is spliced from 6 exons. Bases 1 to 2703 code for a protein of 900 amino acids.
AUGAGAGCUCAUGCUCCCGAAGUCUGUGUACCAAGUGCAUCAUCAGGCUGGCUUGGUCCCUUCGGAACAAAAGUGAACCAGUCGCUGUGUCGCAACCUCUUCAGUGCUACACAGAUCCGCGGGUUCUCUUUCAGCCCUGACUGGCGCAUCCUGGUUACAAUCGUGGCCAUUCGUUAUGCGCCUAUGCCCAUCCCUGCUCGAGGCUUCUUUGGUGGCAACCCUACCCAUUGCUUACCCUCUCACCACAUAAUCUUCCAAAAAGCCGUGGAGCCUCUCUCAAAUCUUUGGGAGCAUUGGAAAUCCCCGUUGUUGAUGUUGUCCCUUGGAAGAUCCUGUGUUCUCAAGUUCCCUCGUGCCCCCAUUUCCUUUGCCCUUUUCCCACGUUCUGAGAUGGUUCUUCGAUACGGUAGUAGUUCGGUGCGUCCGAGCUCACACCAUUUGCAAUCUCUCCAGCAGCCACGAUUAGGUCUUCUCGCGCCGCUUGGGAAACAAAGCCCUAUUUCGCCAACCCAGUCUACUUCCUCUAUUCCAAACUCCACAUACCCCCCUUCACAUAACCCACUAGGGAACGGCCUUCUACAGUCCCAUAGUGCGUACGGCCAACCGCCACAAGAGUCGCCUUACUCUACCACCCAUCCGACGUCAUAUACAACCGCCACAUCUUCGAAUCCAUAUCCUUCUAGCGGUAAGCCAAGGACCUUUCUUUUUGCGCACUACCUAGGACCACCAGACCUCAUGGCAACCACCGCUCAAAUGCAGAGGCCUUCUUACCCACCAAUUUACCACACUCCUCAAUCCAACUCUCCCGCAUCUGUAGCUUCGCAACCGCAUGAUCAGCAUGGUCGCAACAUGUACACCCAGUCCCCCCAGAUGCCGCCUCAGAUGUACGGCUAUCCGCCAUAUUCGCCGAUGCACCCAGUGCAACCGUCGCCUUAUGCAGCGCAUCCUUCCCCUCAAUCACACACCCUCACCUCGCAAUCCAUGAUGAUGCCCCCUCAGACGGCGACGGCACAUAUGUCACCGCACCUAUCAUCACACGCCUCCAACUCCGCGCUGUCCAGCAGUCCGUCCAUAAAGAUGGAUCCGAAUCCCCAGCCCAUAGCAGCCCAACGACCAAUGCUGAAUCCUCCUCUCCCAUCAACCUCCAACACCGGCCUCCAAACAGGUAGCGUCCACCAAACAUCACCGCUGGGAACGAGCUCGAGCGCCGCUCCAGGCCCUAUCCCGGCCACUACGCCGCUCGUGGUGCGACAGGACAGCAACGGAGUGCAAUGGAUUGCAUUCGAGUACUCACGGGACCGGGUGAAAAUGGAGUACACGAUCCGUUGCGACGUCGAGUCCGUCAACGUGGACACUCUCAGCCAAGACUUCAAAACGGAGAACUGCGUCUACCCACGCGCCUGCUGCAACAAAGACCAAUACCGCGGGAACCGACUGGUCUACGAGACCGAGUGCAACACCGUGGGCUGGGCACUCGCCGAACUGAACCCCUCGCUGCGCGGUAAGCGCGGACUCAUCCAGCGCGCCGUCGAUAGCUGGCGCAAUAGCAACCAGGACCCGCGUCUGCGCAGUAGACGAGUCCGCCGCCAGGCCAAGGUCAACUAUCGCAAGCAGUCGAUGGCUCCUCCCACGCCGCAUAUGACGGCUGCAGGCCCCGUAGGCACGGGGUUGCCUAGUACCCCAACGAUGUCGGGGCCUCAGGGUCCGCGACAUAGUCUUGGUGGUCCGGGACAUAUGUCGAUGGGACCGCCACAGUUGCAUCAUCAUCACGCUCAACCGGAUGGUAGCCCUAAGAUUGAGGAAGUCAGCGGCACCACAGACUACACCAGCGCUACUCAGCGCCCCGUUGACUCGAUGCGCCUACCAUCCGCGCCGCUUGCUAGUGACAUUCGGACCGCUCAAGUCUUCCAUGAUGCCACCAUUGUUCCCGUGUCCGCCAGCGUUGGCCCAUCAAUGCCACCCUUGCUCCGCGAUAGCAGCCUCGGCGCACUCGGUCGCCAUCAUACAAUCGCAACAUCCAGCCACAUGGACAGCACGAGCGCCGAAACAGAGAAUUUCAACGCCAGUCCCAGCAACGAAGACCUCUUCGGCCAACUACCCGACGGCAAGCGGCGCACCUUCAUCCUAGUCGAGGAUCCGCAACGCGGAGCACGCGUCCGCGUCAAGGUCAUGCUGGAUAAAGUCAACAUGGACGAGAUCCCGGAUUCCUAUCGCAUGGCCAACGCCGUCUACCCGCGAACAUACUUCCCCGUGCAGAUGAAGGAUGCCCCUGGCUCGAGCGUACCGAAUAAGCGGUUCUCCCGCGAUGACACCGAGCAGACGGAUGAUUCAAACGCCACCAUCGGCCGAACGAGUGUUCUUGCCCCUUCGCUCGAUGGCGAGCGCGAGAUCGACGUGCCCCAGCUCUCGCGUCGCAAACACCACAAAGAAGUUCUCUUGAAUGACCUCGGAUACCGACUGAGCUGGAGUCAGAGCCGGGUGUUUGCCGAGCGGAGGCUCUUUUUGCAGCGAUCGCUGGAUGCCUACCGGAAUAAAAUGCGUAGUAGUAUGCUGGCUGCGGGUCAGGAUGCGACCGAGAUUCCCGAACACUUUGAUACGCGGCGGGGGAAGCGUCGGUUCUUGGAGCGUAGGGAGCGGAGGUUGGAGAUGGAGAUGGGACGGCCGAGUGCGUCGCAGCGGAGUGUGGAGGAGGUGGAGAGCUAA